Molecule: messenger RNA, 1981 nt
Organism: Caenorhabditis elegans
Lineage: Eukaryota; Metazoa; Nematoda; Chromadorea; Rhabditida; Rhabditidae
Gene: pck-3
Product: phosphoenolpyruvate carboxykinase (GTP)
Exons: 7
Coding region: 48-1922 (624 amino acids)
Biological process (GO): gluconeogenesis
Molecular function (GO): purine nucleotide binding; phosphoenolpyruvate carboxykinase (GTP) activity; phosphoenolpyruvate carboxykinase activity
Source: RefSeq, marked reviewed
UCGACUUUGCAUCAGUUCUCUCGAUACAGAGUAUUUCAUUUCAAAUUAUGACAGAGACUGAUUGUCCAACAUGUCAAUUUCCAAGUAUCCAAACUCGAGAUCGGCUAAAUGAUGUUUGCCAGUUUAUCGUUCCACGUCAGCACAAUACACUGAUCGUCCCGAACUUCGGACAAGUCCCCGUGCUCAAGGGCGAUCUUACUUGGCUUUCGCCAGAAGUCUUAACGUUCCUCAACGAUUGUGUGCAGCUGAUGACACCAUGCGCUGUUCGGAUCUGCAACGGAAGUGUUUUCGAGGCUCAGGAGCUCCGUGACGCUAUUGCCAACGAGUUUGGUAACGAGGAGCAGCAAAUGCUAGAUCGUUUCCAUCUGAAAAUGGCGGAUAUUGGGUAUGAUGACGUCAGCGUUGUGACGAAGGACCGACUGGAUGCGGAUCCAGGAAUCAGCUUGUCAAACGCCUCUGCAAGCCGAACAUCAAGCUCAGGAUCAGGAGAAGGCAUCGAAAACGUCCGUCUCAGCUCGCAUUACAUGUCGCAGAAGAUGUUCGAUUUUAACAAGACAAAACUGUUUGACUGUUCGAUGAGUGGACGCACCAUGUACGUGGUACCAUUUUCGAUGGGAACAAUCGGAAGUCGGCGUGCGGUGGUUGGAGUCCAGAUUACUGAUGAUCCGGUUCUGGUGCUCAAUUUGAGAACCACUUUUAGAGUUCUCUCAAACAUCUGGGACCACAUCGCCGCCACCACCAACUUUCUGCGAUGCGUUCACACAAUCGGCAUGCCGCGUCCGAUUAUCCGCAAAAUCGUGACUCCAUCUCCUGUUGAGACACCAGUUGGUAGUUUCCUCGUUCUGAAGCACGAUGAUCAAGAAGUAUGGGCUCAUGGUCACUCUUUUGGACGAACUCCAAGAUAUGGAAAGACUUUCUCGGUUCAUGCGGCGUCCUGGUUGGGUGCCAAACAAGGAUGGUUGGCAGAGAGCGCGGCAAUUUUGGCGAUUACCAAUCCCAAAAAUGACACGAUCCACGUGUGCUACAGUAGCCUGACAACUAUUGAUAGUCUUCAACUCUCGAAGGGCCUUGCACCGGGAUGGAAAGUCACAGUGGUCAGCGAAAAAUCUGUUUGGCUCCAUUGGCAUGACGGAAAAAUAUACGGAUUCAGCCCGGAAAAUGACGAAAUGGAAGAACUCGGAUCUCCGAAAAACCUCGCUAACCUUCUUACCGGAGUCAUCUCGGAGUAUCAAAUCCAAAGCUUUGAUCCACAGAGCACGAAGUGGGCAUCCGACGUCGGAGUUCCAAUUUCUGCACUCAUUUUUGCAAAUCGCAGACACGACCAGUAUCCUCUGAUCUUAGAGGCAAAUACUUGGGAAGAAGGUGUAUGUGUGGCUGCUGGUAUUCGAGUCAGUUCUAUGAAGCAACAAAAGAUAUCCGAAGAAAGUGUUAAAGAAAGUGUAGAAGGAGCUUCACCACGUAGAAUCCUUGUGGAGUGCCCGAUGCUUCGUGCUGAUGCCAUCAACUUUAGCAUUGCUAAAUACGUAAAACAUUGGCUGGAGAUGGGUGUGGGAGUCAAGUCGUCAUCUGAAAAUUUCGAGAAUCCUCCGCCACCGCAAAUCUUCUUCACCAACUUGUACCAGGAAGUUGAUGGGAAACCACUUUGGCCCGGUGGUGUCGAUAACGCAAGGAUUUUCGAAUACAUCUAUGAAAGAUGUGCCAACCCAGCCGAUCUCUCAAAGACAAUCUCUUCUGGACUUGGGAUAGUUCCGAAAACACUUCAAUUGAGUGCUGGAACCAACUUGGCACCUCUUCUGCAAGUGGACAUUCGCUUCUGGCUCACCGAGCUCAAUAAGCUGCGUGCAUUUUUCAAUCUUCAAAUGGAGUGUUCUCUUCCACCACAACUCGACAAAGUUCUCACCGAUUUGGCUGCAAACCUCUAAAGAAUACAGUACAAAAACUGAUUCACUGAAAAGAUUAUUGGAAAUAAAAAAGUUUCUUC